AUGUCUCUAUUAAAGUUAUCAAAUUUAUUACUAUUACAUAUUAUAUCACAGAUAGAUAAUGGAGAUACAAUAUGUUUGUUAACUUGUAAACGGUUGUACGGUAAUAGUAGUAGUGUUAGAAGAUUGAUUACAUUCAAAGGUAUUAGAGUUAUCACUGACAAGGGUCAGAUAUCUCUUCCUUAUCCGGUAUCACAACAAUUUCAAGCAACGGCUACUCGUUUCAAACUCAACACAUUUAAAGAUAUAUUGAAGAAUAGUAUAUCUGAUCAACAUGUCGUACAUCCAGAUACAGAAUAUUUCGACGACUAUCCUCAAUGGAUACAACAACGUAUCUCAUCCUCUACCGACAGAACUAGCUCUGACAAGAGUAGCAUUACAACUGUUUUAGUAAACAAUGACCAACCAUCAUCAACACUAAAAUCACUCUACAACGACAUACCAUCAGUCGAGACUCUAUUCAUCGACGGUACUAAACAACAACUAGUUUUUAGUUACGCUUCAAUCGAUCUUGGUUCUAUUGCACUGUUGCCUCGUCUCGAAUAUCUUUCAGUUUAUUGUGCAAAUCAGGUGAAACUUGGUCAACAUACAACACUCAGGUCACUGAAACUAGACGUAGGCACCUCAUGCACUCUCUCUGACUUGGGACUUAAAAGAUUUGUAUCACUGACCGAUCUAAGCUUCAAGAAUCAUUUUGUGUCUAGUAUGGGCCCAGAUCAAUUGCCAAUCAGUUUGACGUCACUCACUAUCAGAUUGAACAAGACACCUCCACGAGAUACAUUCCAUUCAUUAAAGCCGCUUGUCAAACUCAAGAUCACCUUGCAAAAUGUACCAGGAGAGGUAGAGGCGCAAGAACAAGGAUUCUUCGAUCUCGAACAUCUACGCAACCUCGAGACAUUCAAGAUUACCGACAACAACUACCACCCAACUGGUUUCAAGUACAGCAUGGAGAUUAGUAUCCCUCCUUCCAUCAAGACUCUUACAAUCCGGUCCAAUUGGGUGCGCAUCCCAUCACAGUGUGUCAUGCCAUUGUUGGAGACACUGCGUGUUGAUGGAAGCAUAUUUAUUGAUGGAAGAGUCAGUCUAAUAACAUGCCAAUCUCUCAAGAAAACUGGUAUUUACUACAAAUGUCAUUCGAUGACAUUCCCAUCCGACUAUCCACCCAAUCUUGAAACAAUCGAUCUACUCCGACUCAAAGUGGAUCACCUUGUUCUUGACAAUAUACCACCUUGCAUCACCAAGCUAUUGAUGCCAUUGACAAAAAGUGGUAAGCUGUGGCGCGGUGGUCCUCGAUUCUACUCAAUCACCUCUAGGUUGACCAAAGCCAUAUCGCAACAACCACAAUGGCUGCCACUCAAUACCACACAUCUAACAUGUAAACUAUGGGGAGAAUAUGCAGUAUUUGUGUUUAGAUUAGAUGAAGUGAUCAACCAUACCAAUGUUAGAGAUUUAUCAAUCAUUAUUGACAAUUUUUCUAGUGGACCUCUCACAACCUAUCAUUUUGCAAUUCAAAGAUUGGACGCAGACAAUAGAAAUGUAUUGGUAUUGGAGAAACAGUCACUUACAGGUGGAAUCAUCACUCAACGACAAAUAACAACAAACAAUCAACAACAACAACAAGAUGAUCAGCAGACACAAUCGCAGUAUCAUCCCAUCUAUUUACAUUUUGAAACCCGCUCUGACUCUCCUUAUGAAUUGAAAUGGAGUUUUGCCAAAGACAAAUAUAAAUAUGAAUAUAUCAAUUAUGAUAGCGAUGAUGACGAUUCUUCUUGA
This is a messenger RNA of Cavenderia fasciculata, 1770 nucleotides long. RefSeq lists its product as uncharacterized. The transcript is spliced from 2 exons. Lineage: Eukaryota; Evosea; Eumycetozoa; Acytosteliales; Cavenderiaceae. The record is from RefSeq and is a predicted model, not a curated record. Bases 1 to 1770 code for a protein of 589 amino acids.